CUCCACUAAUUCACAUACAUUUCAUUAUUUACACUUUACUAUGCACAUAAGUAAUAGAUAAUACAUUGUUCUAAUUACAGGAUUUCGAUAGUCAUUUCUUAUAGCUUUAAGUACAAUAUAAACUGGAGCCUGUCAAUCAGGUGUCCAGCUGGAUUUGGUAACGAUGAACAAGGACCGGAAUAAGGUGACCGAGAAGAUCCUGGAUCUCACCAUGGAGAUCAUGUCUCUGCUGACUGGAGAGGACUAUAUUGUUUUGAAGAAGAGCCCUGAGCAUGUGACAAAUGGCUGUAAUCCGUGUGUGUCAGCAGUGUUCUCCAAGGCCGAGAGCCUCAGCUUGGUACCCUCCUCAAACUUACCUAUACAUGAAAAAAACCAUGACCAGAAGAUCCUGGAACUAACCAAUAAGAUCAUUCAGCUGCUGACUGGAGAGGUUCCUAUAAGGUGUGGAGAUGUUGCAGUCUUUCUCUCCAUGGAGGAGUGGGAAUAUCUAGAAGACCAAAAGGAUAAUUCAAAAGACCACGCGGUGCAGAUCUACCAGCCCCUCAACUCAUUGGAUGGAGAUUUAGCAAUAGACCGCAAUGAAAGGCAUUAUGCAUCAGAUCCACAGGAGACUUUCUCAUACCCCAUCACCGCUGGACCUGGAUCACCGAAGAAUGGAGAAUCAGCGAUGGACAGUAUCUUAAAACUGUCGGAAUCCACACUGCAAAAAUCACAAGAGACUGUAACGUUGCUCCGGACUAUUUGGCCUGAAUCACCAGAGAACGGUAAAUCCACAGACAGAUGUAUACCUAGUGGAAAUAAUAAUCCCAUUUCUGUAAAUCGAGAGAAACCUGAUAUGAACAAAAGGAAAUAUCUAUCUAAGGAUGAUCCAUUGGACAUACCAUGCAAAUCUGUGAAACUUGAAAAAGAAUCAAUUUUAGCAGAAGAUCACUUUUUAGACCUUGACAUCAGAUACCCAAAACCAAACAGAGAUUCUAAAACUACUUCUAUUAAACAGGAACCAACCUUGCAUGAAGACACGAAUGCUCCAACAUCUACAGAGUGUACACAGACAGACUUUUCAUUUCUUUCCAUUAAGGAGGAAUCUGUCUCCCAUGAUGGAGAUCUCUCAGACGAUGACUUUUAUUCUUCCAUGGAACACACACAGACAGACUAUCCAUCUGCUCACUCGUCUUAUGAUAAUAUAUACAGCGCUGCACAAUGGAGAUCUGACAGUGAUUUAUACAAGAAUAUACGAACGUCCGAAACCUCUUGUUCUGAAUGUGGUAAAUGUUUUGAAAAUAAUACAAAUCUUGGACAUAAAACACUUCACACGGGAGGUAAACCAUUCUCCUGUUCUACAUGUUGGAAACGUUUUUAUUGGAGGACACAAUGUCUUGAACAUCAGAGAACGCAUACAGGAAAGCAACCAUUCUCUUGUUCUGAAUGUGAGAAGUCUUUUGCAAAUAGUGCAUAUCUCGUUAUACAUCAGGGGAUGCACGAAAAUCAAAUUGCACCGCAUGGUAUUCACAAAGGCCAGAUUUCUCCGCAUAGAAUUCACAAAGGCCAGAUUGCAUCACACGGAAUUCCCAAAGAUCACAGUAGACUGCAAGGGAUUGCUAAAGUACAUAAUGCUCCUUAUGACAUUUUCAAUGGAAAGAAUCUUCCUCAUAGCACUCCCAAAGCACAGAAAGCAUCCCGAGGGAGACCAAAAAAAAAGAAGGCAUCCCAAGGGUUUGCCAAAGGACAGAGAGCUCUCCAAAAGAUUCCUAAAGGACAGAAGGUUCCCGUAAGGAAUACCAAAAGACACACAGCUCCCCAAGGGGUUCCAAAAGGACAGCGAGCUGCCCAAGGGAUUGCUAAAAAACAGAAAGCAUCCCAACGAAUAACCAAAGGGCAAAGUGCACUUAAAGUCAUUCCAGAAGCACAGAGGGCUCCCCAGGAAAUUCCCAUGGAACAGAGUGCACCACUAGAGAUUCUCAUUGGACAGAGUCCACCGCUAGGGAUAUAUUUUGGACAAAGUACUCUGCAAGGUUUUCCCAUAGGACAGAGUGCACCUCUUGGGAUUCCCAUAGGACAGAGUUCACCGCUAGGGCUUAUCAUAGGUCAAAGUGCACUGCAAGAGGUUCCCAGAAGAAAAUCAGUAGCCCGAAGGAUUCAUAAAGGACCAAAACACUAUUGUUGUUCUGAAUGUGGGAAAUUUUUCAGUUACCAGUCAGGUCUCAGCAGACACCGGAGGAUUCACAGAGUAAAAAAAUGAUUUUCUUCCAGUAGAAAAAGUUUUUAAAAAGACAGACAAACCUCAAAACUGUGGAUUACUUUGAAACGAAAGUCUGCAUUAACGAUUUGUUUAAUGUGACGUUACAAGACUGUCUCUAAAGACUUGAUGCUUUACCUUGCGUGCGUAAGUGUUUCCGACCCCUGGUCAACUCUCUUAUUAGCGAAAUAUUGGAGACUGAAAUUUUUUGUAUAAUUAUUUUAAGACACUACAAACUAUAAACUGUUUUAAGGUAACAUUAAUUUUAUGAUGGAAAUGUAUGGAAGUAAAAUAAAAACUGAAAUAUAUUUUUUCCACUCCA
Molecule: messenger RNA, 2558 nt
Organism: Pelobates fuscus (common spadefoot toad)
Lineage: Eukaryota; Metazoa; Chordata; Amphibia; Anura; Pelobatidae
Product: oocyte zinc finger protein XlCOF7.1-like
Exons: 6
Coding region: 164-2239 (691 amino acids)
Biological process (GO): regulation of transcription by RNA polymerase II
Cellular component (GO): nucleus
Molecular function (GO): DNA-binding transcription activator activity, RNA polymerase II-specific; RNA polymerase II cis-regulatory region sequence-specific DNA binding
Source: RefSeq, a predicted model, not a curated record